AUGAAUUUCUGCAAUGACUGUAUCCAAGGCGUACGUCACGUGGCUUCGUUAGGAACACUCGAGACCACUGUUGCUGGUGUCACUUGCUACGUCGCCACUCCCACUGUCGAUGAUGCCAAGGACAAAGUCAUCCUCCUACCGGACGCCUUCGGUAUGUCUAUUAAUGCUCAGCUCCUCGCUGAUGACUUCGUCAGAAACGGCUUCAAGGCACAAACCAUAAUACGUGUCGUCGCGAUCGACUAUUUUGGUAUUCCUGCUGAUAGGCCCUUCAAAUUGAAGGCCAGUUUAUUAUUGGCUGAUGCCUUCAUCAAUAAGUCGUCACCUUUGACCUCGCAUUCGACAACAUUAUCCAAUGUGCCGUCAUCUCCCACCUCUCAUCUCCCCAACGACCUCGAGACAUACUUUUCCAAAUCAGCAGCGCCUAUCCUGAUCAACUCAUGCGAGCAUGAUAGGUUGUUUUGUGCAGAAGCUCAAACAAAGGCCGAUGCUAUUUUUGGCGAUGAAAAGUUUGCUCCGGGAUACAGGCGCGAGUACUUUCCUAGAUGCACACAUGGGGUUACUGUCCUUGGUGAUUUGAGCAAUUCACUGGUCAAGGCUGGGAAGGAAGGAUCGGCCAUGGCUAAUGUGGAGUUCUUCCUGGAGCACCUGUGA
This is a messenger RNA of Suillus discolor, 651 nucleotides long. RefSeq names its product alpha beta-hydrolase. Lineage: Eukaryota; Fungi; Basidiomycota; Agaricomycetes; Boletales; Suillaceae. The transcript has 7 exons. The coding region runs from base 1 to 651 and encodes 216 amino acids. The record is from RefSeq and is a predicted model, not a curated record.